CAGAGUUCGCGAUCUACAGAUGUCAUAAACUGGGGUUAAUGGUGAUACUGCAUCAUCAUCCCAGGCCCUGUCAAUAGUCAACUACCUUACUAUAUCUACAAAGCGGCUUGCAAUUAGUUACGUUGAGUAGCUAUAGAAAGUCUUCCUGUGCACAGCCACAAUGGGUGUUCAAGGGAAAAAUGUAGAAGCUAUGGAGGUUGAAAUCACAAACCCAGAGGCUACCAAUGGGGAAGGAGAAGCCAGUGAAAAGAAGGAUGUUGACCUUGUGACAAUUCACGACCUCAGAGAACACACAAGACAAAUAGAAAAAGCUGUGGCAAACAAAGAGCCAAGAUUCAUCUUGAGAGCAUUAAGAGCAUUACCAUGUACGAGACGUAGAUUAAAUCCCGUUGUUCUGCGUGGUAUUAUUGGUGGAUUUUAUACAAAGUCUUCACCAGAUAAAGAAGCUCUUUUAGCAUGGGUUGAAGAACCAAUGGAUACCGAAAGCACACAAGCUGCUAUUCAAAGGUUUAAAAGCUCUGCAGCUCCUUUGUUACCAGAAAUCGAUGCCUAUAUCCACUUGCUGGUUCUUGUACGACUCAUUGAUACUAAAAAGUACAAUGAAGCAGUGCAGUGCUCUGAAGCUCUUAUCCAAAAAAUCAUGGCUCAAAAUCGUAGAACAAUAGAUUUGAUAGCUGCCAAGUGCUUCUUUUACCAUUCGAGAGCUUACGAGCUCACUAAUCAGUUAGACAAAAUCAGAGGUUUCUUGCAUUUGAGACUGCGUACAGCAACUCUUCGUAAUGAUUUUGAAGGCCAAGCUGUAUUAAUCAAUUGUCUGCUCAGAAACUAUCUGCAUUACAAUCUUUAUGACCAAGCUGAUAAAUUGGUUCUAAAAUCAACUUUCCCAGAAACUGCAAGUAACAAUGAAUGGGCUCGCUUUUUAUAUUAUUUGGGUAGAAUUAAAUCAGCAAGAUUAGAGUACUCUGCUGCACAUAAAUAUUUGGUCCAAGCAUUGCGCAAGGCACCACAGACUGCAGCAGUUGGAUUUAGACAGACUGUGCAGAAACUUGCUGUCACUGUGGAACUUCUGUUGGGUGACAUACCUGAACGGCAAAUUUUUCGACAGGCAGCUUUGAGAAGAGCUUUAGCUCCAUACUUCCAGCUUACUCAAGCUGUUAGAUUAGGUAACUUGCAACGUUUUGGAGAAGUUUUGGAGAACUUUGGACCUCAGUUCAGGUCGGAUUAUACCUUUACUCUGAUUUUAAGAUUGAGACACAAUGUUAUCAAGACGGCAAUUCGUUCUAUUGGCCUUUCGUACUCACGCAUUUCACCAACAGAUAUUGCUCGAAAAUUGGGAUUAGAUUCUGGAGUAGACGCAGAAUUCAUAGUGGCAAAGGCUAUUCGCGAUGGUGUCAUCGAGGCUACUCUUGAUCCAGAAAAUGGAUACAUGAGAAGCAAAGAAACAACUGACAUCUACUGCACCAGAGAGCCUUUGCUUGCUUUCCACCAGAGAAUCACGUUCUGUUUGGAUUUGCAUAAUCAGAGUGUCAAGGCUAUGAGAUAUCCACCAAAAUCUUAUGGUAAAGAUCUUGAAUCAGCAGAAGAACGCAGAGAAAGAGAACAGCAGGAUUUAGAAUUGGCAAAAGAAAUGGCUGAAGAAGAUGAUGAUGGUUUCCCUUAAACUGAUCAACCUACAUAUUAUUCUAAUUGCACUACUAUACGAAAAUUUUAUUACUUAUUUGCUGUAAUUGUUGCAUACUAAUAUUAAUUGAGUAUUUUUUUGAAGUUCACUAAAUAAACUUUUAAAAUACC
Molecule: messenger RNA, 1791 nt
Organism: Phymastichus coffea
Lineage: Eukaryota; Metazoa; Arthropoda; Insecta; Hymenoptera; Eulophidae
Gene: Rpn3
Product: probable 26S proteasome non-ATPase regulatory subunit 3
Exons: 2
Coding region: 161-1660 (499 amino acids)
Biological process (GO): regulation of protein catabolic process; ubiquitin-dependent protein catabolic process
Cellular component (GO): proteasome regulatory particle, lid subcomplex; proteasome complex
Molecular function (GO): enzyme regulator activity
Source: RefSeq, a predicted model, not a curated record